This is a messenger RNA of Tetrapisispora phaffii CBS 4417, 1380 nucleotides long. It is a transcript of the gene BCY1, whose product is annotated as cAMP-dependent protein kinase regulatory subunit BCY1. Gene Ontology annotation, cellular component: nucleus; cAMP-dependent protein kinase complex. Gene Ontology annotation, molecular function: cAMP-dependent protein kinase regulator activity. The record is from RefSeq and is a predicted model, not a curated record. NCBI's taxonomy places the organism in Eukaryota, Fungi, Ascomycota, Saccharomycetes, Saccharomycetales, Saccharomycetaceae. Gene Ontology annotation, biological process: regulation of protein phosphorylation. The transcript has a single exon. Bases 1 to 1380 code for a protein of 459 amino acids.
AUGCCAUUCUCAAAAGAACAGGAACAUUUCUUGAAUGAAUUCAAGGAAUUCAUUCUAUCGAACAACCCAAAAGGCGACUUGCUACAAUUCGGUUUCAACUAUUUCAAUGAAAAAUUAGCCAACGAAAGAAAACUCUUCUUACGAAACACUUAUGACGAGGAACACGACGAGACAAGAAACUCCAUAUUCAAGUCCCCUUUCGCCGCUUCUCAAAGCAGAUCAACAAGUGUAAUAAGCAACCAGAGAAACUCAAUAGUGAAUAGAUCAACUGUCGUAGGCACUGCAUCCACUAAGGGCCAAAGACAAGGCGGCGACGCUGAUUCAGAGAGUGAUAAUCCUUUCAAAUCGGAUUUCAGCGUAUGUCAGAGCAAUGACAUCAAAAAAUCAGAUUCUCCGUUGGAUCCUUCCACAAAGAGAAACAGCAUCCAGCAACCUCAUCCCAGCAGCAUCCAGCAACCACAUCACAGCAACAACAACCAGCAAGAUAUUAACAAUAGCAUACACAUAUCCUCCGAAAUUCCAAGAAAUUUUAAUGCAUUAAGGCGUACUUCUGUAAGUGCUGAAUCAUUCGAACCUCGUUCUUUUGAGCAGGAUUGGAAACCAGAACAUUAUUCGGAAAAAUCUCCAGAACAGAUGAGAAGACUAGAAAACUCAAUUGGAAAGAACUUCCUGUUCAAUUCUCUGGACUUCGACUCAAAAAAGUUGGUUAUCAACUCAUUGGAGGAGAAGAAAGUACCAAACGGUAGUGAAAUUAUUAAACAAGGUGAUGAUGGUGAUUAUUUCUAUGUUGUUGAAGAAGGUAACGUCGAUUUCUUCGUCAAUGAUGAAAAAGUAGGUUCUUCUUCUGUCGGCUCAAAUUUCGGUGAACUGGCUCUAAUGUACAAUAGCCCAAGAGCCGCUACUGUGAUCGCUACUUCAGACUGUAUUUUAUGGGCCUUGGAUAGAUUGACUUUCAGAAAAAUCUUACUAGGACAUUCGUUCAAGAAGAGAAUAAUGUAUGAAGAUUUCUUAAAGAGUGUCCCAAUCUUAAGUUCUUUAACAGAUUACAACCGUGCAAAAAUUGCUGAUGCAUUAGAAAUCGAAACCUACUCUAAUGGUCAAGUUAUAAUUAGAGAAGGUGAUACUGGUGAAAAUUUUUACUUUAUAGAAAAUGGUACCGCUUCUGUCACAAAGGAAAAAGAAGGUGUAGUGGCUCAAUUGAAAAGUCACGAUUACUUUGGCGAAGUUGCUUUAAUUAAUGAUCUACCAAGACAAGCUACCGUCACUGCAACUUCAGAUUUGAAAUUAGCUACGUUAAGUAAGAGUGCGUUCCAAAGAUUAUUGGGUCCUGUGGUUGAUGUUUUAAAGUUAAACGAUCCAACUCGUACUCAUCAACAUUAA